GUUACAAAACAUUGGCAGAAACGGUUUUUCGCUCCGCUGUCGGUCGCUAAUUCGGCGGAAAUUGAUUCAUUCAUAAUUAUCAAAAAAAUACGAGUGUAAAGUGCAAUAGUUAGGUGUGAUAUUAGUAGUAGUAGCUCCCAUGGGCGGCAAUGAUGAAAGUUGACUGCUGAAUUUGUGGCCGCCAACGCACACAGAUGCAGAUGCCUUGUGAAAGCACCGGAGAAGAGGAAGAGAGAGCGCGAUUUAGCAAAACUGACUAAAUUUAAGAAUUUCUCAGCAACAAGAUGCUAAAUUUAGGCAGCGCCAAAGUUGCCGCUCUGGAGGAGGCCACCUCGCCACCACCUUUCUCCAAAGACGAGAGCUUCCAGCUGUUAGAGCGCAGCCCCCACUCCACCUGCCUAUCUCCAACCUCCACUGUCCCGCUGGAGCCCCCCUUCACCACCCCCCUGGCGGCCUUCGAUAUGGAGUUGAUGAAGCGCCACAAUCUCCACGAGCGCCUAACGGGAAAGGAGAGCUUCUGGCGGGGGCGCGAGAGAUCCCAGAGAUUCCUGGACCAGGAGCAACUAUCAUCAUCGCGUGAAUCACUCAGCACCGCCGACAAGAGAGCAUGCUUUGCAGAGAGCAACGUCCCCACACUCCAACUGCCAGAAUCUGCCGAGCCAAGGGCCAAUGGCAAAAAGCCCACUGGGGACAGGACCAACCCAUCGAACCCAGCCGCUCCCCUUCUGCCAAUGACUGAUCCGGAUUUUGUGAAGGGCAAUGGAGGCGGCGUCUACGAUGAUCGCGAGUGCAGCUGCCCCAGGGAGUUCUACCAGAGGGGAGAGAUUAACAGCUCGCUGUUCUUUGAGGACUGCAUCCGCUCCAUUGACUUCGUCCUGGCCUACAGGAUCAAUUCUCACGAGCCCACAGAGCUGGAAAACACGGAAAAGCGUCGUGUUUUCGAGGCGAAUCUCAUUAGUCAGGGACUGGAGGUGGAGGCCAGUCAGAAGGACCAAAUCUGGUUCGUCAAGAUCCAUGCUCCUUUGGAGGUCCUGCGACGGUAUGCGGAAAUUCUUAAGCUGCGCAUGCCCAUGAAGGAAUCGUUAUGCAAUUUGCGCAUAUAUGAAAGAUCGAAUCGCCUACGAAAUGCGGCCCAUUACCUGACCAAUAAGAUUCCAGGAAUGUCCGUGGUUAACCGAUCGACCAAAAGCGUGUUUUCUAGUCUUAAACAUGUUUUCCAAUUCUUUCUGCGCAACAUUUAUGUGGACGAGGAAAUUUUUCCAAAGCGAGCUCAUCGAUUCACCGCCAUUUACAGUCGCGAUAAGGAAUAUCUCUUUGACAUCCGACAGGACUGUUUCUUCACCACCGCCGUUCGUUCCCGCAUCGUAGAGUUCAUCCUAGAUCGCCAGCGAUUUCCUGCCAAGAAUCAACAUGACAUGGCCUUCGGUAUUGAGCGACUGAUUGCCGAGGGUGUCUACUCUGCUGCCUAUCCACUCCACGAUGGUGAAAUAACCGAGACGGGAACCAUGAGAGCGCUGCUGUACAAACAUUGGGCUUCUGUUCCCAAAUGGUAUCGCUAUCAGCCCUUGGAUGACAUCAAAGAAUACUUUGGUGUCAAAAUCGGCUUGUACUUCGCCUGGCUGGGCUACUACACCUACAUGUUGCUGCUGGCCUCGAUAGUGGGUGUCAUUUGUUUCCUAUACUCAUGGUUCUCCCUUAAAAACUAUGUGCCUGUGAAAGAUAUUUGCCAGAGUGGUAAUACAAACAUAACUAUGUGCCCUCUUUGUGAUUGGUGCAACUUUUGGGACCUGAAAGAGACCUGCAACUAUGCCAAAGUCACAUACCUCAUUGACAAUCCCAGCACCGUGUUCUUCGCCGUCUUUAUGUCAUUUUGGGCGACCCUGUUCCUGGAGCUGUGGAAGCGGUACUCCGCGGAAAUAACACACCGCUGGGAUCUGACGGGAUUCGAUGUUCAUGAAGAGCAUCCGAGACCACAGUACUUGGCCCGUUUGGAACACAUACCGCCGACCAGGGUGGAUUAUGUGACCAACAUAAAGGAGCCAACAGUUCCCUUUUGGCGCAUGAAACUUCCCGCCACCGUGUUCAGUUUUUCAGUGGUACUGCUCCUAAUUGCGCUGGCCUUUGUGGCUCUGCUGGCAGUGGUUGUAUACCGAAUGUCAAUGCUGGCGGCUCUUAAAGUGGGUGCUAGUCCCAUGACCACCUCUAGCGCAAUUGUCCUGGCCACCGCAUCAGCAGCCUUUGUGAAUCUGUGCCUGCUCUACAUACUUAAUUAUAUGUACAAUCAUUUGGCGGAGUAUCUGACAGAGCUUGAAAUGUGGCGCACUCAAACUCAGUUCGAUGACUCGCUGACCCUUAAAAUUUAUCUGCUGCAGUUUGUCAACUAUUAUGCCUCCAUUUUUUACAUUGCUUUUUUUAAGGGCAAAUUCGUGGGUCAUCCGGGGGAGUAUAAUAAACUUUUUGAUUAUCGCCAGGAGGAGUGCUCUUCCGGCGGCUGCUUAACAGAGCUGUGCAUCCAGUUAGCCAUUAUAAUGGUGGGCAAGCAGGCAUUCAACACGAUUCUUGAAGUGUAUCUUCCCAUGUUCUGGCGAAAGGUUUUGGCCGUUCAGGUCGGCCUGUCGCGACUUUUUAACAUCACCCCGAACCCAGACAAGACGAAAGACGAACGCUGGAUGCGGGAUUUCAAGCUACUGGAUUGGGGUGCCCGAGGUCUGUUUCCAGAGUAUUUGGAGAUGGUCUUGCAGUACGGCUUUGUAACUAUAUUUGUGGCCGCUUUUCCCCUGGCACCAUUCUUUGCCCUACUAAAUAAUAUUCUGGAAAUGCGUCUGGAUGCAAAGAAACUAUUGACCCACCACAAGCGUCCAGUAUCACAAAGAGUUCGAGAUAUUGGAGUGUGGUAUCGGAUCCUGGACUGCAUAGGCAAACUUAGCGUGAUCACAAAUGGAUUCAUCAUUGCCUUUACCUCUGACAUGAUUCCGCGUUUGGUGUACCGGCAUUACGUGAACAAGAACGGCACUCUCGAUGGUUACCUCAACUUUACGCUAUCAGAGUUCAAGGUCGCUGAUUCACCCACCUUGUAUAGCUUAGCUGGCGAUCUCUCCAACAUAACAACGUGCAGAUACACAGACUUUCGACUUCCACCAUCCUCUCCAGAAAAAUACACGUUGAGCAGCAUGUUCUACAUAAUUCUGGCCUGCCGAUUGGGUUUUGUGGUUGUCUUUGAAAACUUUGUGGCACUGGUGAUGAUUUUGGUGCGUUGGUGCAUUCCGGACAUGAGCGUGGAACUGCGCGACCAAAUCCGACGGGAAGUGUAUGUGACCAAUGAAAUUAUCAUCGAGCAGGAGGCCCACCGUGCUCGUUUUGAGCGCGCCAAGCGCAGCAGUUCGGUGCUCCAGACGCCAGUUGACCAGGACAUGGACGCUGCCUCCAUUCAAGAGCCCAAUGCCAAGUUCAUUAACAUUGAAAAGCUCCUUAAUGAAAACCUCACCCAGAUCGAAAUGGAUGCUAUCAUACACGGCGAAAAUGCAAUAACAGGAAUUUCCGGUGCAGAUUGCUUAGACGAAGUGCACAAAAAACUCAGCGACUAAGUUUAAUAUCAUUUAAAGUGAUUAUUUGUGUUACGGAUGUUCCUUUCAGUCACUUAACUCAACCUUAGGUUGUGACAUCACUUUUAUCAUUAUUUAGUUAUCCGUAGCAAUUUGUUUGCUACUUUGUGACAAGCUUUACUCAUGCCUUAUUUAUUUGUAUGAGCCCUGCAAUUGUUAUAUAGGUUAUCCAAUUUUACGAUCUGUUAAUUGAAGACGAUUUAUUUAGUGGCUCAAUCUUAUAUUAAUGCAGCCCAAGUGAGUGCCAAUCUGUAAACGAGCACACUGAAUAAGCUUUUAAAAAUUAUUGAACAUGACGAAAUGUAUAAAGUAAUCUCUCACUGGUGUUAAAUAACUCAGGCUCUCAAAUGACGCGUACAUGAUCAUUUAUUUUAGAUAGCGUAACAUAUAUAAAUGUAUUUAUUGCAUUCAUUAAACCGUAUGUAUAUUGAUGUUGAUA
Molecule: messenger RNA, 4041 nt
Organism: Drosophila yakuba
Lineage: Eukaryota; Metazoa; Arthropoda; Insecta; Diptera; Drosophilidae
Gene: subdued
Product: anoctamin-1
Exons: 15
Coding region: 285-3584 (1099 amino acids)
Biological process (GO): chloride transmembrane transport
Cellular component (GO): plasma membrane
Molecular function (GO): chloride channel activity; protein dimerization activity
Source: RefSeq, a predicted model, not a curated record